Neoarthrinium moseri is the source of this 1461-nucleotide messenger RNA. RefSeq lists its product as uncharacterized. Gene Ontology annotation, molecular function: double-stranded DNA binding; ATPase activator activity. Bases 1 to 1461 code for a protein of 486 amino acids. Lineage: Eukaryota; Fungi; Ascomycota; Sordariomycetes; Amphisphaeriales; Apiosporaceae. Gene Ontology annotation, cellular component: transcription factor TFIIH holo complex; transcription factor TFIIH core complex. Gene Ontology annotation, biological process: nucleotide-excision repair. The record is from RefSeq and is a predicted model, not a curated record. The transcript has a single exon.
AUGUCGGUCAACUCACUCCAGCUCUCCGAGUACCUGGAGAACAUGUCUGGUAUGACCUUUAGGCGACUCUACCAGCAACCAUCCGCCGCCUUCGCCGUCUUCCGGCGCAUGCUCCCGCACCUGGCCAAGACCCUCGUCAUGGCCAUACUCUACAUGCCUACUCCCUUCCUCUAUUCCGACCUCGAUGUCUGGGUCAAGCCCGCUGCCAAACGCCAGAAGGACCAGGCACUCUCCAUACUGCGCGCCCUUCACAUCAUCACGUCGAUCCCGGCUUCCAAGGACGCCCAGCCCGCCAUGGCGCUCACGACCAACUUCAAGAACAGUCUGCGCCUUGCCCUCGAAGGCGGCGGUGACCACAACUCGUUCGGCGUGCCCUCCAACAUGCCCGUGUCCGAAGACCUCGAUAUCCCUUUCCUCGACAAGUACGCGCGCAAGAAGUGGGACGACAUCCUCCACUUCGUUGUCAACUCGGUCGGUAUAACGGACGGCUCUCGCAUGUCUGGGGAGACUAGCAAUGGCCCCAAGGGCUCAGUUAAGGAGCUGCUCAUUGGCGGUCGUCUCGUUGAGCGGAAGAGCCCUACCUCACCCACCAUACACAUCACCCAGGCCGGUUUCACGUUCCUGCUGCAGGAAGCCAACGCUCAGGUGUGGACUCUGCUCCUCCUCUGGCUCGAGGCAGCUGAGGCCAAUGCCAAUGCUGGCAUGGACCAUGUUGACAUGCUAUCGUUCCUUUUCCUGCUCGCGUCUCUAGAGCUUGGCCGCUCGUACAGCACGGAUGCUCUGACCGAAUCGAGACGCAACAUGCUGCCGUCUUUGGUAGACUUCGGCCUGGUCUAUAUUCCCGCCCACGACCACAAGCAAUUCUUCCCCACCAGGCUUGCCACCACUCUCACCAGUAGCGAAAGCAGUCUCCGCAGUGUUAGCGCGGGCUUCACCGCGGCCAGCGAGGGUGUUGCCGAUGCUCAAGACAAGAACGCCAUUAUUCUGGAAACAAAUUUCAGAAUCUACGCGUACACAUCCUCGCCACUGCAAAUCGCCGUCCUUGCCCUCUUCUGUGAGCUCAAGAUGCGCUUCAGAGAGCUGGUUUCGGGCCGCCUCACUCGUGCAUCCAUCCGUCGGGCGGUGGAUAUGGGGAUCACGUCGGACCAGAUCAUCUCCUACUUAGCGACGCAUGCGCACGAGCAAAUGCACCGAGUGGCUGCUGCCACCAAGAAGCCUCUCCUGCCACCCGUCAUCGUGGACCAGAUCAGACUGUGGCAGCUCGACACGGAGCGUAUGACCGCCACCCCCGGCUUCCUGUUCAUGGAAUUUGAUAGCGUCAAGGAGUACGACCAGGUCAAGAGAUUUGCCGAGGAUGUGGGUGUGCUCAAAUGGUCGGAUGACCGAAAGGGAAUGUUCUUCGCCAACAAGGUGGAGCAGAUCAAAGAUUUCAUGAAGAAUCGGCGCAAGGAAAACCCGUGA